Molecule: messenger RNA, 4060 nt
Organism: Colletotrichum destructivum
Lineage: Eukaryota; Fungi; Ascomycota; Sordariomycetes; Glomerellales; Glomerellaceae
Exons: 2
Coding region: 565-3690 (1041 amino acids)
Source: RefSeq, a predicted model, not a curated record
CUCCAUUCGCUCCAACGCCACUACACCUACCUUCCUAGCUAGUUACGACCUUAGCCGGUUCCCGCAAGUCGACUUUGACCGCAAACCUAAUCCUCGUUGACCAUUAUUCCUUCAACUAUCGUCCUCGCCCUUGACGUUGGCCAGCUGCACUCUUUUUGCAGCCUACUUUACGCACGGUGGACAUGGCAGGCUUAACAGCGCCACGCCCGAUCAAGAUUUGUUGCCAUUGUUCCCGACCUUUCAGCGCAUUUCUGCGAGUCUUGCGACGCGACUGAACACCCGCUCACCUAGUUGGGGGGAAAGAAACACGGGGGUAAUUCGCCUUGGGCUGGGUCGCGACAACCCCCCUUCUCCCUCUCUUUCAGUGGCCGUGGAUACAUACCUUUGUCGCGCUCGAAUGCCUUUUUAGCAUCAUUCGCUUAUAAUUCCUCUACAUCAACCUCAAGUUCUGUUCUCAGCGACACGACUGCAUCUAGGCCCAAUCGCAAACCCAGCCAUCACUAACACCACUGGAGAGCUUUUUUACCACCAUAUUAUUAUGCUCCUAGCUCGGCGCCAGUUCACAUGCCGUCGCUGCCGUAUCGCCCAGCGCUGGCUCCUCGUGACGGCAUAUCCAGCUUCGAGUCUGUCCAAAGCUCCGAAUUCUAUUACAGUGACGAAGAUGUCGCUCUUCUGCACGAUAUCGUCACGGCCGCGCAGGAAAUUCUCGAAUUCCUUCCCGCUGGAGAGCGAUUGGCAACAAACGCACUAUUCCAGGCCUACGACGACAUUCUGCCGCUCCAUGGCCUCGACCCGGAAAAGGACCAACACAUUUCCCGCCUCGUCUUUCGGAUUGGCGGCGAACGCGGCGAUGGAUUGCUCGUGGAGAAACUCCGCGCCGUCCUAUCAAGGAUGGGUAUCGGACUCGAAUUCGACAGCCGCAGCGACGGCUCCAAGAUUCUCUCGGACCAUGGCAACGGCCCAGACUUCUACAGCGGUUCGCGUCACGAGGGGUCUGUUCAGCAGUCGCUCUCCCUAUCGGCGACCGAUCGCAACUCUGACUCGUCCGAAGAUGAGCCCUCCGAAGAUGAGCUCUCCGAAGAUGAGCCCUCACCCCCCCAGCCAGCCCAUCAGGAAAAGGUCGCGUAUCCUCGUCAUCCGGCAUCGCACGAGACACACCACCUGGGUGAUUCCGGAUCUCCCCCAAGGUUGACGCGCACCGACCUGGGGCCGAACUCGUCGAGUUCAGAGCCAGCCACUUCUAUCAAAAAAACACAAUCACCACCGCCGCCGCCACCACAAAGUUAUACGACCUUGGCAGUUGAAAACACGGAGCAAACUGGCCAAAACAACCAUUCGAUUGCCGGUAACAACAAGCAACAGGUCUCUGGCGAUACUACUGCUAAGCCUGUAAACCCUCCCAUUGCCGGUCACACGGAGAACGAAAACAAAACCCCGGCGCUCACCCGGUCCAAACCGGUGCGGAAAGUGAACUGGUUACUACCGCCGGAUAACACCACUGAGCCGAGUGGAAAUGGCGGCGGAGUUGUCCAUCUUGAGAACGAGCCCGUAGUCCGUGAGUCCGAUGUCCAAGAGCCGGCGAGGCCUGGACUUGCCGUUCAACAGCCUUUGGGGCAUAAGAUAGCCGUUCAGGGGUAUAUCACACACAAACCAGCCGAACACUCUUUUGAGCAAGGGCAACCUGUCGAAGAACCUGGUAGCCAGGUCGAACAAGAGGAAGGACAGGAAAAUGGCCUGCAAACACGGGAAGACCUGGAAGCUGAGGCACGGUAUGCUCUACUGGAACGACAAUCACGAAAGGCAGCCGGGUAUUUGCUACUCCUUAGAGGAAUAUCCCAUUGGGAGCAACAUGCUCUGGAUAAGCUUGAACGGACAGCUGUGGCCAGGAGACAUAUCAUGCGGAUGCGUCACUUCGAUUCGUGGGAGCUCGUGACGGCCGAGACCAGGUUCAAGGGCCGUCGCAUUUUUACCACACGACUUCUAACCCUGUGGCUCAGACGCGCAGAUGAGGCGAUCUUAAAUGAUCAUUGCGCCUUAGCUCAUGCUCAGCGCAAAUCCGUCCAGAACGCUCUCAGCCAAUGGUCUGCCUCUUGUCCAACUCACAUUAAACCUCAACAUCCGUUCCGCUCUCUGAAUAUUUAUCUACAACACUGGCAUUCAGCCUGCGUCAUUUCUUCAAGACUGCAGCCACAUAUUGAAGCCCUACGUCAGAGGCAGGAGUUGUCACAGGCCACCAGGAUAUGGCACCGUCAGGCUUCAUCGCACAUCAAGGGCGUUGCGUCGUUCCGCCGAUUCAUUGUUGUCUGCGGUUCUCUGAGUCAGUGGCAUUUGCACACUCGGGUUGAGUUCUUCAGGGCCAAGUUGAGAGUCAGGCUCCUUCGUAGCUCCCUGUCAAGAUGGCAAGCCGCUUGUCAGGCACCGCCAUCCCUUGGCGAGGCCAAUUUCUACGGCCGUGGCAAGCAUGUCGACUCUCAAGGUGGCCAAGCGCCACGGGCACGGCAACCGCGAGGCGGGAAAUUCCUCAUGGACUUGUCAGAUCGCAUGCUAAAAACUAAGGUCCUGGGCAAUUGGCAACGGCAGGCUUCGGUGUUGGCCAAGACCAGCACAAGCUCUCGCCGGUUUGCAGUGCAUCAAGGAGCGCAAAAGGCCUUGGAGUCAUGGCAUUUCGAUGUUGAUUACAACAGAAGCCUCAAUACGUGGUCGAAGCGUGGGUGCUUCUACGUCAGUGCCACCCACGCGUUGAAGACGUGGCGCUUAAAGGCAUCCUGGAGAUCCAGUACUCGAAAGUUAUACGCGCAGUGCAGAAAACACGUCAAGGCUACCUUUACUAAAGGUCACCUCAGUCGCUGGAAGACAGUUACUCGUGCACAUGGCAACAUCAGCUGGGAGGCGAUUCAACAUCACGGUGUGGUCGAACGGGCUCGCCUCGUUCGCAUGCUGGAAACAUGGCGAGACAAGAGCAGAAACGAUUGGGGUGCAGGCAGGCUUUUGACCGCCGCAUGGGUUAAUGAAUGGCGGAGCAUGUCGCAAGACCAUGCGGGGACACAUGACCUUGCCAAUCAGGCCUGGGGACUGACACUCAAGUCUCGGUAUUGGAGCCAGUGGCAAUCGACCUUGCUACAGCUCAAGAGCCGCGAAUACGUCGCACUCGAUGUCCGGGAGAGAAACAGUAAGAAAGUGGUGCGGCGACUUCUGCUUCGCUGGAAAGGGGAUAGGGAUUUCUCCACGUCGCAGCAGUCGACGGCCACACGACCCAACCUUGCAAGUUCGCGGAGAGGUGUUGGGUUCGGACUCGGUCACAGCUCGGUACCACUCUCGAGGGCAGUUCACGAGCGAGCCGGCGGUUUAUCACUCAGGGGUUCCAAUAUCCAAGAGGUCGGUCCGGCCGUCGAGGACGAGGAUCAUGACGGCGCGGGGUCAGGGCCCGACGUCGAUGGGGUCGUCAUGGACACGCCGACGCGAUGGACAGGCAUGGCAUCUUCUGUCAGGCUGCCUUCCAUGACACCAUUCGCGCCGCUAACGACGCCGUUCGAGCGGCAGCUUCGGGAGCGUUACAACCAGAGCAUGCCUCCAGCUCCAACAGGCCAGCUGAGCAGGCUUUCCUUUGCACAGGCGCAGAGACUCUCCGUGGCAGAUACGCGACGGGCGCCCGAUGAUAGCAUGCCAGAAGGGUCCAGCAGCAGAAAGUAAGAAAUGAUGAAGGCUUUGGAUGAAUGGGUGGCGGGGGAUGAACAGCCCUCGACGAGCAUGGAUUAUAUGAUGCGGUUUUGUAGAUGUUUGCUUGUUGGAAACCAUUAAUGAGUAGAUGAGGACUGCUUUGGUGUCUCUUAAGAACAGUUUGAGGGUGGAGGUUGGAUGUUGGAUGUUAUCUGCUUGUCAUGUGGUGCAGAUGAGGAGCAUCACGUCCAUCAGUAGAUGCCAACACCUCACUUGGGUAGGGUACCUAGGAGGCGCUUUCAGGGCGCAAAUAUGCUAGUCCUAGAUUAGUGUGCAUUCGAUACAACAAAACUCGUGUAAGUAUACAUACUUGUAUGCUGGCGUCAUUGUUUGGCUGAGGUCC